AUGGCGAGGGUUGCAGCAACUAGCGCACUUCUAGCAAAAAAGAAGGGAAGGGGAGGCGGGAACAACGAAGGGGCGAAGCCGCGGGAACGGAAGGAAAAGGACGAUGUCAUAGAGCCCGAUAGUAUUUUCACAUCACAUGCGGAGAAAGAUUGUUCAGCGAAGGCUUGUCGGAUGCUGGUGUUGCUUUCGCAAAAGGUGGAAGGUGUGGUAAAGGAGGGGCUGCCCAGCGCGAUGUUUCGUGUCGAAGUCGGGGCAACGGGAAAGGUGGUCUUGUGCACCAUUAGCGGGAGGAUACGCAAAAACUUCGUCCGGAUUUUGGUUGGAGACCCGGUGAGGGUGGAGCUAUCUCCGUACGAUCUCACACGCGGCAGGAUCACGUUCCGCUACAAGAAAUAACAAUUUGGCAACGAUCGUUGCGCCUCCCCGUUUCGAGCAAACAACACACAAGAUGGCUGCCAAGAGUGCAAGCUUGGUGAAUCUUUUCAAAGCCUGGGGCAGACUUCUUGAAGCGCGUCGUUGGUGUUCCGGGUUAGAGAGGUUUUCAUCAACAACAGAGGAUGUUCCUUGUUUGGUUUGGUUUAGACAGUGUCAGGAAUGACUCGAUUAGCCGGCACGGACAGUAAACUCUCAAGUAGAGCUCCUUGUUUCACCACUCGAUUUAACUGCUGUCACUCGAUGCACAGCGAUGUACGGGGGCACAAUUUCUGUAGUGUAGUUGCGAGUGCUCGUGUGUAGUGUAGCACCCGCACUGUUUCUUUUUUGCAUCGCCUGCAGAAUAUAGACGCCCAGUGCUUGUGUGAUUGUGGCAUGUACGCUAUCAUCCAUCGUUUGCAAGCCCGG
Molecule: messenger RNA, 840 nt
Organism: Ectocarpus siliculosus
Lineage: Eukaryota; Phaeophyceae; Ectocarpales; Ectocarpaceae
Source: the annotation of a GenBank genome assembly